Molecule: messenger RNA, 2760 nt
Organism: Tachysurus vachellii
Lineage: Eukaryota; Metazoa; Chordata; Actinopteri; Siluriformes; Bagridae
Gene: fkbp5
Product: FKBP prolyl isomerase 5
Exons: 12
Coding region: 317-1732 (471 amino acids)
Molecular function (GO): peptidyl-prolyl cis-trans isomerase activity; protein binding
Source: RefSeq, a predicted model, not a curated record
GUUGUUCAGCUUAAGCGGCGUAAAAUAGCACCGCUGGAACAUUUAGUACUCACGGUGGAAGAGGGCGGGCUUCCUCUCCGGCAGCGGCAGCGCACACGGCGCACAUAAAGCGCUACGGUUACAUGUUGCACUUGCCGGCAAAAUUUGUAUAAAGUUCCUUGCGGAUUAUACAGUCAAGCGCAUGAGACAGACGGGAGACAAAAGUGAAAUAUUGUCCACUACAGCCAUGUGUCCAGGGGAAAGGCACAUAUUAAAGCCACAAAAGAUCUACCCUUGAUGCUGCCACCCCAGCAACAAGAAAAGAUCUGGUUUAAUAAUGUUCAUUUCUCUAUUUCAUGGUGCUACAACAAGGUCGGUAUGUCUUGAGGAGAUGGCGAAAUUUGAGGAUGUGUGCCCAACUGCACAGUCUCCUAUUGCCCUCUUUUCCUCACAGGGAAUAGACAUCACACCAAACAAAGACCGGGGAGUGUGCAAGAUUGUGAAGCGACAUGGUACAGAGGGAGAGAAGCCUAUGAUUGGGGACAAGGUGCAUGUUCAAUACACUGGAAAAUUGCUUAAUGGGAAAAAGUUUGACUCCAGUUAUGACCACAAGGAACCUUUUGUCUUCAAUGUAGGCAAAGGUCAGGUGAUCAAAGCAUGGGAUAUUGGUGUGUGCUCCAUGCAGAAAGGAGAAGUGUGUCUGCUGAUGUGUAAGCCAGAAUAUGCCUAUGGCUCUGUUGGCAGCCCCCCAAAGAUCCCUCCAAAUUCUACACUAUUGUUUGAGGUAGAGCUGUUGAGCUUUAGAGGUGAGGAUCUUUCAGAGGAUGGUGGAAUCAUAAGGAGAAUAAAAGUCAAAGGUGAAGGCUACAACAAUCCCAAUGAUGGAGCCACAGUUCAUGUGCAUUUAGAAGGAAGUUGUUGUGGCCGUUUGUUCGAUUCACGGGAUGCCACAUUUGUGGUGGGAGAAUCUGAGGACAUAGGUAUUCCUCUGGGAGUCGAUCGGGCCAUGGAAAAGAUGCAGAAAGGGGAAUGCUGUCUAUUAUACUUAAAACCCAAAUAUGGCUAUGGUAAAGAAGGAAAACCAGAAUUGGAAAUUGGACCAAAUACAGAGCUUUUGUAUGAAGUGACGCUCAAAGAUUUUCAAAAGGCCAAAGAAUCCUGGGAAAUGGUCUUGAGUGAGAAACUAGAGCAAGCAGUUUUAGUCAAACAGAAAGGAACCCAGUACUUCAAGACUGGGCGAUACUACCAGGCUGUCAUUCAGUAUCAGCGUAUUGUAACAUGGCUUGAAAUGGAGUGUGGAGUUGGAAAGGAGCAACAGCAGGCCAUUCAGGACCUCCUGCUUGUGGCCAAUUUAAACCUGGCUCUGUGUUACCUACGCUUGCGUGAAUAUUCUCAAGCUGUGGAAAGCUGUAACAAGGUGGUAGAGCUAGACUCUGCAAAUGAGAAGGCACUGUAUCGGCGUGGAGAGGCUCGCCUGUUGAAGAAUGAAUUCAGUCUGGCCCUUGUGGACUUCCGGCAAGUUCUGCAUGUCAAUCCCAGCAACCGUGCAGCCCGUUGCCAGAUUGCGGUCUGCCAACGCAAGAUACGUGAACACCAUGAGCGUGAUAAAAAGAUCUAUGCAAACAUGUUCCAGAGGUUUGCUGAACAUGAUGCCAAGGUAAACCGAUUAAAAAGGACUAAAGAAGAUUAUGGAGUGCUUACUCAAAACUGCAAGCCUGUGAAGAGGCCACGAAGGAGUCAGGAUGGCCCCUAAUGGGUCCAUAGCCCACCUCACGAUACCUGCAAUGCUAUGCAUUUGCAGGCUGGUUCUGACCUUAUAUGUUUGUGCUGAGUGCAGUACUGAUACUCAUGGACAGAACCUUUUUACGCAUCAUGGCAUGACUGCGAUGUCUCAGAACCCAAAAGAGAAAGGCUCACACAAGACUAGGUAUAAGAGCACGGAUCACUGAAGAGGCUAUAAACUUGCAUUAAAUGGCAUUCCAACAGACAAAAUACACACAUGACCACUGGUAUUCAACAUCUAACCUCCAUCACAUACAGUGGGAGCUAGAAGUCUAAGAUCACACUGAAAUGCUGGGAAAUUGUUUCAACUAAUUUUUGUUCUUGUUUAAAGGUAAGGAAAUUUGUGAUAUUGAACAUGUUAACUGCUUUGUACAAAGGUUCAGAUAUUCCUUAUUUUUAAUCCCUCCUUUGAAGCAUGUUUUCAUAUGAAACUGGGGGAUUUGAUCUAUCUUGAGUGCACACUAUCAUUAAAGCAAGAUAUUGGCAGAGAAAAUACUAAGAAACAAUGAAUUUCCUGUACUGUACAUAUUUAAAAGCUUUUAUUUUUCAUUCAAGCCAUUGUCAGUAAUAUAAUUUGAAAUGAAAAGAGGGCAAAAUAGAAGCAGUUGCUCUCAGACUUUUGGACCCCACUGUAUAUCUGAGCCUUGAAAGGCAUUUGUAUACUGUAAAGAUGUGAUGAUAAGAAUAAAAGUUGGUACUGUAUAUCAUGAUUUCAAUAAUUUGUUUUGUUUUAGCGGCUUGGGAUGAUUUCAAUAUCAGUCUUGAGAUAGACAUUGUGGGGAGGUUUAUCAGCAUGUUUGAGUUUAGACAAAUAACUACAUUUGAUAGCUGGACUCCACAAAUUCUGUAUUGCCUGUAUUGCCAUCAUAUUUUUCCUAAUCUGUUGACACAAAAUGCAUCCUUCCCUAUGGGAACAUGGACUAAUGAUUAUACGGAUAACUGAAAGGCCGUAACUUUUUUUGCACACUCCCUGUUGAAAGAAUAAAAUGUCUGAAAGUC